Molecule: messenger RNA, 2166 nt
Organism: Cladocopium goreaui
Lineage: Eukaryota; Dinophyceae; Suessiales; Symbiodiniaceae
Source: the annotation of a GenBank genome assembly
AUGAUAGGCUCCUCGCUUUUUGCCGGUGCUCUGCUUCUGGCUUUAGUCAGACAGAGCUCCGCAACUUGGCAGCGGCUAGAGCAGCUAGAGCGGCUCGACGGGAAUGAGACAUGCUCCAUGGAAGAUGCGUCGCUGCUGAACAUUGGAACUUCACGGGCUCACAAUGGUCGCAGUGGCUCCAAAUGCCAAUAUUGUUUAUGUUUGACACCUGACCCUGUGAAGUGUGGAAAGCAGAUGAUCAAAGAUGCAGAGAAGUGUGGGAAGGAGUUCAUCCAAGAUGAAGCGGAAUGUGGCAAGAAGUGGGUUACAGAUGCAGUAGCCUGUGGCUCAGAUGUGGUGACAAGUGCAGUUAAAUGCGGGGAAGAAACGGUGACAAGCAUCGCAGAGUGUGGCGAGUCAGUACUGGAAAUGUGUCACACCCGCCGUCGAAGGAGGUUUUGGACCGACCUAGAUAUAACUUGCGAUUUUAGCCAUGUGGCCAAGUCAUGCUUGAGACCCAAAACAUGCUCCGUUCCAAAAUCUUGUUUUAAAGUCAACACGUGCUGGGUUCCUAAGUCCUGCUUGCUACCUGUGACCUGCUGGUUGCCCGUGAAUUUUUUGGACUGUGCGGACAUGAUCCUUCAAGAACUUCCAGAGCCUCUCCAGCCAUUUUGGUCGAAAUACGUGAAGGCAUCCUGUUCGAGUCUCUCAGAGUGUGCUGAGAAGGUCACAAAUGGCAUCAAAAGUGUGGCGGAAGAUGCAUGGCACUGGAUGGAGAACGGAUUUGGAAACGAAUUUGAUGAUAAGGCAGACAAAAUUAUAGGUGGUGUCGACUCCUUCAAAAACAUGGUCGACAAGCUCAGCAUCAAAGACGCAGUCAUGCCAGUCAUGGGUGAGCUAUUGGAAUGGCGCCGGAAAGUUGAAAAUGCCAUUGAUAAAGCGUCCCAUGGUCCAAUAAAGCUGGCAAACAUGGAGGACGGGAGGCUCUGCCCUCCAGGUCUGGGCGACAAACAGAUCUUUAGUGUCUUCCCAACUGACUGCGGAUUGUUCGAGGAGUACCGCAAACUUCUGGAUCCCCUUGAUACUGUGGUGACUGACGUUGCGGACUUAUUAAAGAACAAGAGAGUAGAGAUCUUUGGGGGCUUUCUGGAGAAAGUAAAGGAGUGCCUCUCUUUGAGUGGCCCUUGGAAAUGGAAGGGGGUGUCGGUGCCUCAUCCUUUCUUCAAGAUGGGUAACUUUGAUAUGUGCCUCUCCAAGUCAAAUGUGGAUGCUCUUGAUGUGGUGCUCAACCUCCUUUACAACGGCGUGAAAGAGAUCAAAGAUCUAUUUGAGAAGAUUACGAAGAAAGUCAGCGACUGGGUGAGCCAGAAACUCUUGAGUAAACUAGGUUUUCUCACCAUUGAGCAGCAGAACUCCUUGCCCUUGGUGCUUACCCAGGGAGCUAAGUGCAUCACAGGAACAAAAGACUGGAGUAUAAAAGUGAAGAUUACUGGCAAGUACAAAUUCCAGGUUCUGAAUGUAGGUGGAGGAGAAGCCUUGCACUGGGGAUUUGGACUUGGCGCUGGGGUUGUCUUCGGCUGCAAGAAUGAAAUCUACAGGACCUAUCCCUUUGUGGAUGUUUCUCACCCCUUUGCCUUCAUGUUCACCCUCUACAUGGGCAAGACACAUAAAACAGACUUCAAAGCAUCAGGUUCGUUAAGUUUCGGCGUGAAAGUUUAUUUCACCAAGUUUUCUUCCAUCAGUUCGGGCAUCAAAGGCGGCGUCAGCCUCAGCCUCAAAGCUGGAGCAAAGAAUCUUCCAUUGCCCUGUCCACCGGGAACCAAGUGUUCCCUGAAGAAGAAAUUUAGCUUGUUGAAAAUUCCGUCUGGAGAACUCAUUGACUUCACGGACACAGACGAUAUUUUGAACAUGUUGAUUUUGACUCAAGAGGUGGAAGUUGCAGCAAAGUGGGAUGAUGUGACUUCAUGGUUCAGCCCAGACCUGUUUCAGCUUUCGCCCAUCUCAGAUCCUCAAGCGGGCUCGGAACUGAUCUUGGGUGCUUUGCGUCAUAUGGCAGCAUCCAACAUCAGCUUGCCUUCCAAGCUUGAACUGAAUUCAUCUGAUGCACCCAAACCGGAAGCAGAGUUUUCGGUUGGAGUGGAUGCAUCUUGGAGCAUUUGCCUCGGACCCAGCUCGCUUUGCAGUUGA